Molecule: messenger RNA, 578 nt
Organism: Racocetra fulgida
Lineage: Eukaryota; Fungi; Glomeromycota; Glomeromycetes; Diversisporales; Gigasporaceae
Source: the annotation of a GenBank genome assembly
AUGAAUUUACAAUUAACAAUCAAUUCAGUCAUCGAUACCAUAAUCAAAUACUCUAAACAACCGUUAGAUUGUACCUUUCAACGUAACGAAUAUCUUGCCGAGCUGCUUGAUGUCGAGUUAGUCAAUUGUGCAUUUGGCGGAGCUACAUCAGAUCUCAACCAAGAAACAAACCAGCAACCUGACGUUCCGGGACUUAAACAGCAAGUUCAAAAUUAUAUUUCAAGCAGAGCUAGAUAUGAAAAUUAUUUAUCGCAAUCACCAUUACAUAAAAAUGAAUCAGAAGAACAGCUUUCUUUAAUAAAAUCAGUCUGUAAAAAGAUGUUAAAAGAGGAAGCAUUAAAUCAGGACUGGGAAAAAAUAGGAGAAAAGUUGUUAGAAUCACCGAAAAAAUCGAGUCUUCAAAAGGAUUUGGAGAUUAAAAAUGUUAGGGAUGAAUUCAUAAAUCCUUAUGAUGGUUCCAUAAGCGGAGAUUUAGAAGGUGAAUAUUUUACUCCAGAAAAAUAUUUUUAUUGGGAUCUGAUACAUUGGAGUUCUAAGGUUCAUGAAGUUGUUGCUGCUGAUUUAUUUGAGAUAGUCAG